Molecule: messenger RNA, 528 nt
Organism: Theobroma cacao (cacao)
Lineage: Eukaryota; Viridiplantae; Streptophyta; Magnoliopsida; Malvales; Malvaceae
Source: RefSeq, a predicted model, not a curated record
AAUCAUCAACCAGAGAGAAAUAAAAAGGGGCUAACCAGGAGAAGAAGAAGAAGAGCAGUGCCAAACCAAACCAUGUCGUCGGAUCCCUACGAGAGAGCGAAAGGAGGAAGACUGACCUUCAAAGGAGGAAGCUUAGCCACUCGCAAAUCCAUCGACAAAGGCAAGAAGAAGCACAAGAAGAAAAAGAACGCCGACGACGAAUCUCAGCCUUCCCACGACGACGUCGCAGCCGCUUCCGCCGUUGAAGGCGCCGAACCGGGAGGAGAUGUGUACACGAUCGACGCGGCUAAAAAGAUGAAGUACGAGGAGCUGUUCCCCGUGGAGGCUAAGAAGUUCUGUUACGAUCCCAAAAAUCCUCAAGCCAAGUCGGUGGAACAAGCCCUCGAUGAUCGAGUCAAGAAAAAGGCUGAUCGUUACUGUAAAUGAGCUUCAAUUGUUGCUUAAAAUUAAAGCUUUCUGUGUUAUUAGUGAACAAUUUAGAAAUUAAUUGCAAUGCUUCUGUUUAAGGGUUUCGGCUCAAAUUCCUCA